CACUAGUUUAGUAUAAUAUGCCUUAUGGAUGGUGAGAGGAGUGGGUGAAGAUUGGUUAUGGCUGGUUAAAAAAGUUUUCUUCCCCAUCUCUCUGCCACAGAGUAUGCAUCUGCAUAUGGAAAUGGAGAAGAAUAUGAACAGUCGUGUUUACAUUAAAUUUGGGGGGUGGUGGUGGAGGAUGAGGAUGGUACUCCUCCUCUUGGUCUGGAUGUCAGUAGCUCAGGCCCAACAAUCCUAUGUCAACAACCACCAGCUUGACUGUGACAACAACUUCAAUGAGACGAAUGGAUUCCAGUGCAACGGGCCUAGAUCAUGCCAUUCCUACCUGACCUUCCGAUCUGCCCCUCCUUCGUACGACAGCCCACCCUCCAUAGCCUACCUCUUGAAUUCCGAACCAGCUCAGAUCGCCACCAUUAACGAAGUUUCCGAUGUUGACACAAUCUCCAAGGACACCGUCCUGAUUGUCCCAGUCAACUGUUCCUGUUCAGGUGAUUUCUAUCAACACAACACCACCUACACCUUGAAAUCUGCUUCCGAGACUUACUUCUCCCUCGCCAACAACACCUACCAAGGCCUCACCACUUGCCAGGCCCUCAAGGCUCAGAACCCUUAUGACUAUCGGAACCUCUCGGUGGGGUUGCAUCUGCAGGUUCCGCUCAUGUGCGCCUGCCCCACUGCGAAUCAGACCGCCGCCGGAUUUAACUACUUGCUUUCUUAUCUCGUCACCUGGGACGAUACUAUCGCUUCAAUCGCUAACAUCUUUGGUGUGGAUGAUGUGCAGUCCAUAUAUGAUGCCAAUCGCCUCUCUUCUACUAGCGUUAUUUACCCCUUCACCCCCAUUCUCGUCCCGCUUAAGAAUCCUCCCUCCAAGAUCCAAACUACCGUCUCUUCGCCUCCGGCACCGUCUCCAGAAACCCCCAUGGUCCCCUCUGGUGGAGGCAGUAAUUCUUCCAAGAAAUGGGUUUUCAUUGGGGCUGGUAUUGGAGCCGCUUUACUCGUUCUUUUAGUCUCCUCUGGAAUGAUGUUUUGCUUCUUUCGCCGUCGCCGCCAAUCUGGACAAGACAAGCCAGUUUUGGACUUGGGAGAAGCUACCAAGCUUUCAAAAUCCCUGGAAAACAAAACAUCUAUGUCUAUUUCUCUAGAAGGGAUUCGUAUGGAAAUGGAGUCCCUGACCGUGUACAAGUAUGAAGAGUUGCAGAAGGCUGCUGGGUAUUUUAGUGAAGCUAACAGAAUCAAGGGUUCUGUCUAUAGGGCCUCGUUUAAGGGCGAUGAUGCGGCCAUAAAGAUGAUGAAAGGAGAUGUGUCUGAAGAGAUCAACAUUCUAAAGCAGAUCAACCACAGCAAGGUGAUCAGGCUUUCAGGUUUCUGCAUACAUGCAGGGAACACCUACCUUGUUUAUGAGUAUGCAGAGAAUGGGGCUCUGAGCGACUGGCUCCAUGGUGAUGGUGGAACUUGUUCUACUCUGGGAUGGAAACAGAGGGUUCAAAUAGCCUAUGAUGCAGCGGAUGCCCUGAAUUACCUCCACAACUUCAUCAGUCCCCCAUGUAUACACAAGAACUUGAAGAUCAGCAACAUCCUCUUGGAUGGUAACAUGAGAGGCAAGGUCACCAAUUUUGGACUGGCAAGGCGAUUGGGGAAUGAAGAGGGAGAUGGAGGGGGGCUGCAACUGACGAGACAUGUGGUGGGGACUCAGGGUUACAUGGCCCCCGAGUACGUAGAGAAUGGUGUGGUUACCCCAAAACUAGAUAUUUUUGCUUUCGGUGUUGUGAUAUUAGAGCUGUUAACUGGCAAGGAAGCUGCGCCUUCUCAAAAGAAAGAAGGAGGGGAGUUGUUAUCCGUGUCAAUAAAUGAGGUGCUUCAAGGGGAUAAUGUGAGAGACAAACUGAGAGGCUUCAUUGAUCCUUGCCUUGCGCAUGAGUACCCCUUUGAUUUGGCUUUCUCCAUGGCCCAACUCGCCAAGUCAUGUGUUGCCCAUGACCUUAAUGCUCGCCCAACCAUGUCUGACAUUUUCGUUAUCCUCUCCAAGAUUCUCUCGUCCUCUUUGGACUGGGAUCCAUCUGAUGAUUUUCAAGCCUCUGGCUCUCUAAGCCAUGGUAGAUAGGCAACCGUUGCAUCCAUAUAUCCUAUAUGGAAGUUUACAAUGAGACGAAUCCACUCACAAUAGUGGUGAUUUUGUGAGCUUCUGCUUGAUACAAGUCACACCUCGCACUUAUUGUUUUUUCCCCUCUAGAAACUAGAAAUGGAAUGUAAAAGUAGGCAUGAAGGAGCUGCCCUGCCAGAUGAAAUUACAUUGAUUGCAAUGAAAUUAAAAGUAUUUUCCGUGUUCCCCUGCUGGGGUUUAAAACAACUCA
Messenger RNA from Vitis riparia (riverbank grape), 2351 nucleotides. RefSeq names its product protein LYK5. Lineage: Eukaryota; Viridiplantae; Streptophyta; Magnoliopsida; Vitales; Vitaceae. The record is from RefSeq and is a predicted model, not a curated record. Gene Ontology annotation, molecular function: ATP binding; protein kinase activity. The coding region runs from base 29 to 2101 and encodes 690 amino acids. Gene Ontology annotation, biological process: protein phosphorylation. The transcript has a single exon.